Molecule: messenger RNA, 189 nt
Organism: Linum tenue
Lineage: Eukaryota; Viridiplantae; Streptophyta; Magnoliopsida; Malpighiales; Linaceae
Source: the annotation of a GenBank genome assembly
AUGUCAAUAAAGCCAACGGUUGCAUUCAGGGCUGUACUUGUUGGAGGAAUAGCAGUGUUCGCAAAAGUAGCUGGUGCAAUGAAGGCAGCCGGUGGUGCAAAGCUUGGUGCUGCUGCAACGGCCAUGACCAUGGCAGCUUCAGCAGCUAUGUCUAGUUCAAAGAAGGAAGAGUCUGAGCCUUCCAAAUGA